AUGGCGGACGAUGACAAGACGACGUCGGCUUGGUACAAGGUACCAACCUGGGAUGGCAGCCCUGUGACGUGGAGGGCCUUCCGGAAAGAGAUGUCAUGGUGGGUCUCUUCUCUAGACCUGGAAAGCACGAGGAAGUACAACCUGGCGGCGCGAUGGCUGCUCCGACAGUCGGGGAUCGUACGCCAGAGAGGGGAAGAGUUCUCACCGGAGGACCUUACCUACCAGAAGGAGGUGAGAGCAAAGGACCCCGAAGGGGUCGAGAUCAUCGUGACCCCGGAGGACCUGUUGGCCGGCUUGAACAAGCUGCUCAAGGCGCUGGAGGGCAUGAAUGGAACCAGCGCUUUGGAUAAGAAGGGCGAGUUGCGCAAGCUCUUUUACAACGACUUGAUGCGGAAGCCAGGGGAGAGGCCGGCUGAUUUCCUUUCCCGGUUUCGCUUCUUGGCUGCCGAGCUGAAGAGCGAGGGCAUCGAAUUACCUUCUUCAGAGCUUGGGUGGUUUCUUCGUGAGAAACUGGGCUUGGAUCCCUUGAGGAAGCAGUUGUUGGAGACAGCCUUGCAGGGCAAAGAACGCUUUGAGGACGUCGAGUCGGAGGCCUUGCGCUUGUUCAAGGACCUCCAUGCCGCGGAUCCCUUGAUGAGACGGCUGGGUCCUCCUGAUAAGGGCCGGGGCCGCCCUUUUGGUGGCUACUCCUCUUCUUCGUCUACGGCGUCUUCCGUGUACCGCGGGGCUAGCACGGGAUCGGUGCUGAGCCGGGCCCCCAGCGGGGGAGCUUCAUCUGCGAAAGGUGGUGGCAAGCCUGGCUCCUUUGUUCCUCGUCGGCCUUUCCUUGGGCAGCGGACUCGGCAGGCUUAUGCGGCCGAGCAGCUUGGCGAGGAUGACGGGGAGACGCAAGAGGACCAUGAUGAAGAAGAGCUUGUCCCGGAGGAGGACGGCAACGGCUUCUCCCUGGAUGAGGUGCUCGAGGCCGAGGCUGAGGCUUUGGCAACGGAGCUCGAGCAGGCCGAGGCGGAAGGGCUGGAGCCACAGAUGUUGGAGCAAGUGGAAGGCACGGUUGAGAGUGCGGCCGAAGCCUUGCUAACGAUGAGAGAGGCGCGCCAUAAGCUGCAGGAGGUACGCAAGGACCGGGGCUUUGGCAAGGCAUCGUCGGCGCCUUCUUCGCCGCAGUCGCCGAGCAGGCCGGGCUUCAAGAAACGUGGAGUUUGUCAUGAUUGCGGCCAGCCGGGACAUUGGGCAGGCGACCAAGGGUGCCCGAAGCCUGGGGCUGGCCUUGCAAGGCCCAAGCCUUCGUCGAGAACGGGGGGCGCAACAAUGGGAUCCUCUCCGCAGCGCCGGGUGCAGCUGGCUGAGACUUUCUCCGCCGAGGCGACCCAGGAGACGGCCGAGCCAGACCAGUACCACGAGACGGCUGUUGUGACGAAUGUGGGGUCGUUUGCGGAAGCACUUGAGGCCAGCCAGCCGCACGAGGUUCAGAGCGCAAUGGCGGUGGAUAAAAGACUUGUGGGUGCGCUCGACAGCGCUUGCAACCGUACGGUGUGUGGGCGGUUCUGGCUGGAGGGCUACCUGCAAGCACUCUCUAACUCUCCCUUGUGGCAGGCGCUGCAGCCCCUUGUGAAGACCGAGCCCGAGAGAGAGAACUUCAAGUUCGGCAACGACGGGGUGAAGGCAAGCUAUUCCCGGCAUCGCCUUCCUAUGGUUGUGGGGCAGUCAUGUGUGCUAGUCUGGACAAGCGUUGUCGAGGUGGAAUCGCUGGGACUUCUUCUCGGCAGAGACUUCCUCGAGGCCGUCGGUGGGGUGAUCAGUUUUACCCGUCGGGCUUUGCGAGCAGAUCACCUGGAUGGUUCCCGUAUCCCUCUCCGGCAACUCUCGGCAGGUCACUUCUUCCUUGACGUGUUCCCGCGGGCCUGGGGUUCGACUACCAGACCUUGGCGCCGCGAAGGCCAGGACGGGAUCCUUGAAGUGCAGAUCAGUGGUGCUGAGUGGAGCCUCCGUCGUGCUGCUGCAGUCAAGGGUGUGCCUGUGAAGGGUCGUGAGCAUGAACAGUUGGUCGUUGAGCCGGCAAGGGAAACGCAUGAUGGCCACAGCGGUUCAAAAUCUUCAAAUUCGAUGGUCCACUCUGAGGUGCCUGUGUUUUCUCGCGGUACCAAUGGACUCCGGAAGGGCAGUGCGAGUGGUCGCAAGGUUUCGAAGGAUGUGCCUGCGCCUCCUCGAAAGAAACGUGUGGCACUUCGCUGGGCUUCUGCUCUGGUUGCUGCAGCGGCCGUUGCUGCGCUACCUGAGCAAGCCGAAGCUAUGGUUCGCAGUGGGGGCCUGUCGCGGCGGCACUUCCGUGCGGCUGCCCUCCAGAACAAGUUCGAGGACCUGGGCUUGCUCAAGGAUCCGAUGUUGGAUGGAAUGCUGGCAGCCCGCCACACCAAAGGAGUUCGAGCCGCCAUACAUGGUCAGUUGGUGGAGAAACUGAAGAAGGAGGCAGCCGAAAAGAAAACGCGCGAGGAGCAGUUGACGGCUGCUCGGGCCUUGUUGGGGCCCAAAGGAGGCCUCCCUACCUUAAAGCAAGACCUCAUCAGGCUGGCCACCUUGUUGCACGUGGAGGUGAGCGCGCAGGACACAGUGGAAAAGCUCAAGAACAAAUUGCGGCCGACCCUCGAUGCUCUCAAGGGCAUACCUCUUCAGGCGGCGCCUCCCACUACAUCAACGACGACGCCGGCGGCAUCUUCGGCGGGACUACCUCAACCUCCGGGCGCUCCUCAAGGGCAUCUGCACUUGGAGAUUGGGCCAAGGACAGCCGGGCCUAUGGAACCGCCGGCCGUGAACCAGGCCGACCUGCUGCAACAAGUAAGCUCCAUGAUGGAGGCACGAUUGGAUGCUCGGGAUCAUCGCCUGGAGUCGCUGCUCCACCAGACCAUGCAGCAUGUGAUGGCGAUGGCCAACAGCGGCAGCCAGCCGUCGGAUGGGGCCGGUGGCCUAUCUCCGGACAGCGACAUGGGCUUCCAACAGGCCUGGAAUAAGUGCAAGUAUGACCGCAAGCUCGUGAAGGCUAGCCCGCAAAACAUCUACGAGGCCUUUGCCGUGAUGCGGGACCAGAUCUAUGACGAGGCCCUCCACGAGCCCUUCCUCCACAUGCAGUAUGUGCCCCGACCUGGUGACCGUCACCCCUUGGUGGCUGACCUGUGCAAGUUGGCGACGGCACGAGGCCAUGCUGUUGGGCGGCAACCGGAUGCUACGCUUCCUUACUUCUUGAUGCUUCGUGCUCCCGGCCGUUCGCCUUUCUUGAAUUACUCGAGAGGCCAAGCCAGACUCGCCGCUGAAAAGAAAAUUUUGGAUGCCGAGGCUUCUGUGAUGCAAUCGGCUCUCGCCCACCGGCGGUCUGGCCGGCACUUCUUCUUGGAGCUUCUUCGUGGAGCUGACCCCCACCGAACGCCGGAGGGCCGGGAGUUGAUGGAUGAGCCGGGUGUUUUCGAUUUCUCUUUGAAUGGACGGCGCUAUGUGACCUCAAGCCGGGCUGUGGCAGAGGCGUUUCGGCGAACCUCCGGCGGGAACCUGGCGGAGGAACUGCUGGAUGCUAUGCAGCUUCAGUUUGACGAGGACCAUGGCCCUGAGAUUGUGACGGAGACCUUGGCGGCGGAGACCGGCGCCGAGGAGGACGAGCUUCUUGAAGGCUUGGGGGGCAUGGCGGAGUCCGAUGAUGAGGACUUAGAGCAAGGCCGGGACCCGGGCACCGAAAUUCCCAUUCCGACCGCUGUGAGGCAGGCUGUGCGUCGGCUGCACGAGAACACGGGCCACCGGAGUCCUUUGAGACUGGCUCGGGCGCUUGUGAUUGCAGGAGCGCCACCUGAAGCGGUGAUAGCGGCAAAGCAGCUGAGGUGCAGUGUGUGCGAAGAACGGCGGCCACCAAAAGCCCGUCGACCUGCUUCUCUUCCGGGCCCUCGGGAGCCGGGGGAACAAAUCGCCUUGGACAUUUUCGAUGCCUUCGAUGCGGCGGGCUCCCGGUACUCGAUCUUGCAUGCUGUGGACGGGGCCACGAAGUUCCAAAUGGCCGUGCUGGUGGAGAACAAGUCGAGUGCAGAGGUGAUCAAGUUCCUGCGUGAGCGCUGGGCACCGAUCUUUGGGAUGCCUAAGACCUUGGUGUGUGACCAGGGCCGGGAGUUCAUAAGCAUCGAGCUGGAGGACUUCGCCAGCCAGAACAACGUCUUCGUGUACCACAUUGCUGUGCAAGCUCCCUGGCAAAACGGUCUGUGUGAGCGAGUUGGAGGGCUGUUGAAAGCCUUGCUUGGAGCCUGUGCCGCGGCCCAGUCGCUUAUGGGCUUCGAGGAAAUGUCCUUGGGCCUGGGGGAAGCUGUGCAGGCCUACAACAUGGAUGUGGGAGACAGUGGCUUCUCUCCGAUGCAGGCGGCGGUUGGCCGUCAACCUUUACCUCCUGGUGAUGCUCUGGCUGAGGGCCGCUUGGGCGAGAUCGAGGCGAUGGGCCAGCCGACUUUUGCCCGUCUGGUCGCGGUUCGCGAAACAGCUCGCAUGGCUAUGCUUCGGCUUCACUUUAGCCGUGCGCUCCGGCGGGCCGAGCUGACGAGAUCGAGGAACCCAACGGUGGCCGAUGAUCGUCGAAAGCUCUUGUUGAAGCGGUGGCAUGGACCUGCGCUCUUGGUUGCCUACGAAGGGAAUGGGAGCUUGUGGUUCCAAAUGGUGGUGGCGACGAAGAACAACCUGCGGGAGAAGGACAAGGCCCUGGACUCCUACCUUCAGAACCACCUGCAGUUUCAGCUUCUCCUGGGGGCGGCGAACCGAGUGGUGGAUUUCCGUGUUCAGCGGCUAUGCAAAGAGCUCGUGACCAACGUGGCCGUGAUCUACCUCCUGUCUCUCCCGGAACCCACGGGCACCAAGCGGCCGGCCGAAGUGGAAGCCGAAACUCUUAGGAGCCAAGGGAGCGAGCAAGUUCCUUUUGAUGCUUUGGUGCUAGAGAAGGAGGUGGUGCUCAAGGCGGCGCAAGCUCGAGAAGGCGAAGUUCAUCCUCUGGUGAAGUUGCAGGCGCAAGUUGCUAUGGAUAAGGCAUCGGGCGAGGACCUUGACGUGCCCGACCAUGGCACGUGGGAUGGCAGGUGGCCCCUGCCAAGUCGUACCCAGUACGAGGCCUUUGUGAAGGCCGGUUUGAAGUGGCCUACGGGACGCGAGGCCCUGACGGCCCAGGCCGCACGCAAGGAGUACCAUUGGCGCUCCAUGACGGAAGAGCAGAAAGCAGCUUUUCGUGUGGCGUCGGAGGAGGCCUGGAAUGUUUGGGUGCGCAACGAUGCCAUAGAGACCUUAUCCGAAGAGGAGACCGCCAAGACCAUCGCCACUUUGAAGCAAAGGGGAGAGAUGCACAAAAUCCUCACGCCCAGGUUCGUGUACGUGGACAAGAACGAAAGCUUGAGGACAGUCUCGAACGAGCUCCCUUUAAAGGCCAGUGCUCGCCUCGUUGUGCCGGGGUACAAAGAUGUUACGGCCUUUGACCUUCGGAAGGAUGCUCCGACAGCUUCAAGGACCUCCCAGCACCUCCUCUUCACCCUGGGGUCGAGUAACUUCAAGAAGGGGUGGCGCACCGGGACAGCUGAUGUGAAAAGCGCCUUCUUGAAGGGCGAGCGGUACCUAGAUGGUCGCAUCGUGAAGGGCGUCUUUGGCCUCAGUGAUGCACCUCGUGAGUGGUACUUGAGGCUGAAGAAGAGUGUCAAGAAAGAGCGGUGGGUGCAAUCCACCAUGGACGCUGCAACCUUCUUCUUGUGGUCUAAGGGACCCCAGCCGGAGCUCAUCGGCAUGAUGUGCUGUCACGUGGACGAUCUGCUGAUCAGUGGCAAUGCCGAGGACAGCUUCGUCUACUGCGGCAAGAAGGUGGACCAGGACUUGAACACUGGCGUGAUCAGUGUUUCGAUGGAGGCCUAUGUGGACAACCUGGUUCCGAUUCGGGUGGCAGCGAGCCGCCGUCGGGACAUGGAAGCAAGCCUCACUCCUGGCGAAAUGAAGCAGCUUCGAGCCUUGGUUGGGUCGCUGCAGUGGUUGGUGGCGCAAGUUCGAGCCGACAUGGGCUACCACUUGAGUGUGCUGCAGUCUGAAUCCCCCACGGUUGGCACCAUGCUGAAGGCCAACGUCCUGGUGAAGGAGUUCAAGGCUACCAAGGACUUCAUGCUGAAGUUCAGGCCCAUGGACCUGCUGGGCGCCGGCAUCGUUGUGGUUUCGGACGCCUCCUUGGGCAACGUUACUCGUGGUGGAGCUGUGGGUGACAAGCCUCUUGAGAGGGUUUACUCUCAGUCGUGCUACUGUGUGUUGCUGGCAGAGCGCUCCCUGCUCUCUGGCGACGUCGGGAAGUUCACCUUGCUGGACUACCGCAGCCACCGCUUGCAACGCGUUUGCCGGAGCACCUUCGCAGCAGAGUUGCUUGGAGUUGAAGAAGGGUUCGACGUGGGGCAGUACUGUCGUGGCCAUUGGGCGGAAGCUUUGGGCUAUGACUUAGCCCAUAAAGGCGUGGACUGCAUCCUGGACACCGUGGGGCUUGUCGUCGUCACGGACGCCAAGGACACCUUUGACAAGGGGAACAGCGACACGCCUUCUUACGGAAGCCAGAAGUCCCUGGCGUUCAGCAUUGCUUGGCUUCGUGGAAUGCUCGGAAAGCCUAAUGUUUCCUUGCGUUGGACCGAGACCAGCAACAUGUUUGUGGACGCCGGCACAAAGGACAUGUGCGGAUCUCACAUGCGGGAUACCCUGGCGGCUGGUGAGUGGAGCUUUCGCUACAAUGUGAAGUUCGUAAAGCAAACGAUCAAGGCGAAGCCCAAAGUGCGCCCCGGACCGGAGGUAGUGAGCGGAGAGGAAGUAGGCCCAACGGACCCUGUUCUCGGGUUUCUGCAAGGGCUUGCCACCAAACGUGGCUGGCACCGCCGGGAUGGCUUGGUCAUCCAAGUGGCUCACGGGGCCAAGAGCUACAGGAGCCCCGAGCCGAGAUUUGAUGCUGAAAUGUAUCCUGUUCGAACGUCCUAUGCUCUCUUUCAUGAUCAGCAGGGUCGUGGGAGCUGGCGCAUCCUUGAAAGGGAUGUGCGUUAUGGUCGCUUUUUGCGAUCUCUGGACAGAGAAGCAGCGGUUCUGAUCACGGUGUUCAAGACCCCAAAAGAAGAGAAGAUCAAUGUGGAACCGUAG
Messenger RNA from Symbiodinium sp. CCMP2592, 7152 nucleotides. NCBI's taxonomy places the organism in Eukaryota, Dinophyceae, Suessiales, Symbiodiniaceae. The record is from the annotation of a GenBank genome assembly.